AUCUCUCUUUAAUUGAACCAUCUCUGAUCUGAGUCUCAUUACAUAGGUGUGUAUGUGUGCUGAGCGAGAGACCCAGUCUUUAGGUGUGUAAGAAAGACUGAGUGGCGCACGCGACCCCAAAGGACAAAGGUCCAGCGCACAUAGCGCCACCUCUCCUCCGAAGGCUCCAAACCACAUGCACCGGAACCCCCUCACUCUCGCCCACGCCCACUGCAACCAUUAGCUUAGCUCCCUCGUCUCUUCCUACUCUCCUAACUCAACUCCUAUUCCUACUACUACUAGUUGCGCCUCCUCCUAGUAUUAUAUAUAAUUUAUUAUUAUUAUUGCUGUUGUUGUUAUUAGUUAUUACUACCGCUGCUACUGCCCAAAUCUCAAUGCCUUUUCUUAGCUUCAAGAAAACAGAGUGAGAAAGACUCAAAAGAGAGAGAGAGAGAGAGAGAGAGAGAGACCCAUCUGCGUGUUUCUCACUCAAAUCAGUUUUUGAACCGAAAACGAAGAUUCAGACUGCGAAUUGUCAACUGGGUUUUUGUUUUUGAAGCUACAUAUUUGGAUCCAAAGACUUAACCCUCCUCCUCCUCAGGUUUCGCCUCACUCCGCUCUUAACGGUCACUUUCAGACGCUUCUUCAAUCUCUCUCUCCUGUUAUUUUUAUCAUCUUUUGUCCUCACUAUAAGCAUUAGAGUUUUCAUUCUCUCCUGGCUCAGUUUGGCUUUUUGUUUUCAUUCUCUCUGUUACGCUUUGUGCUUAUUUUUGUCAAUUUAUACGAUUUAACGAAGGAGGCCUUCAGUUUCUUUGGUCUGUUAUUUUUCUUUUUCUUCUUCUACUGCCGAAGUCACUGAUCCGUACAAGUCUGGGUGUAAAGUUCACAAGGGAAGAAUAAUCAUAGAUGUUGACGUGUAUAGCUUGCUCGAAGCAACUCAACAAUGGAUCUCUGAACCAUAAAGGAGAAGAAGAUCCGGUGGGUGGGACUCCCAGAUCAAAGCAUGCCAUCAAGAAUCUUACUGCUCAGAUUAAAGACAUAGCGUUGAAGGCCUCGGGGGCUUACAAGAAUUGCAAGCCCUGCUCUGGGUCAUCGAAUAACCGGAACUGUGCUGAGUCCGAUGCGGCUUCGGACUCGGCAAGGUUCCAUUGUGGGUACAGGAGAGCAGGGAGCUCAAAUUCUACGCCAAGAGUUUGGGGUAAAGAAAUGGAGUCAAGGUUGAAAGGGCUUUCAAGUGGAGAAGGGACACCGGCGUCGGUGAGCGGACGAACCGAGUCAGUUGUGUUCAUGGAGGAAGAUGAGCCCAAGGAAUGGGUUGCUCAAGUGGAACCUGGUGUCCUCAUAACUUUUGUUUCAUUGCCUCAGGGAGGGAAUGACCUCAAGCGCAUUCGGUUCAGCCGAGAAUUGUUCAAUAAAUGGCAAGCACAAAGAUGGUGGGCAGAAAACUAUGACAAGAUUAUGGAAUUAUACAACGUUCAGAUGUUCAAUCACCAAGCAGUCCCACUUCCCACCCCACCUAGAUCUGAAGAAGAGAGUCCAAAGAUUGAGUCUGCUAGGGACAGCCCUAUGACUCCCCCUCUGGGCAAAGAACGCUUACCUCGCAACUUUCACCAAUUAGGGAUAAGCUACUCUUCAUCAGAGUCACUUGAUCACAACCUCAUGCAAUCCCGCCAUUACAAUGAUGCAGGGGCACUAGCUUCUACACCUAAACUUUCCAGCAUUAGUGGGAUGAAGACCGAGACAUCUUCAGUCGAUGGUUCUGCAAGGACUAGCUCAUCAAGAGAGGCAGAUCGCUCAGGCGAGCUCUCAAUGAGCAAUGCCAGUGACAUGGAAACCGAAUGGGUUGAGCAGGAUGAACCAGGAGUUUACAUCACUGUCAGAGCACAACCAGGUGGCACUCGGGAACUUAGACGUGUGAGGUUCAGCCGAGAAAAGUUCAGCGAAAUGCACGCAAGGUUGUGGUGGGAAGAAAACAAAGCCAGGAUACAGGAACAAUACUUGUAACUUAUGUCAUAUUCAGACAUGGAUAUGUGAAUGGCAUUAUCAAACAAAAUCAUCUUUAGAAGCAACACACCAACUUUAGCACACCAACCUCAUGAAGAAAGAAAGCAAUCAUAUGUCAAUGUGCUCUAGUUUCUUACUUUAGUUGGGUAUAUCAUAAAUCUUUGUGAAUUAUGGUUUUUUUUUUCUUUUCUUUUUUGUUCUUUUUGUUUUUUAGUCGGGUUGAUGCUGUGCAAGUCAUAAUAUCUGUGGAUAUAGCCAAGCCUGAACAGGUGUGGAAAAUGAAGAUGGUGGCAACUGUUAACUUUGUGAUAGUAAAAUUUAAUUUAUAGUGGGGAUAUUUCAUCAACUUUUUAUCUGA
Humulus lupulus (European hop) is the source of this 2341-nucleotide messenger RNA. RefSeq names its product protein Brevis radix-like 2. The transcript is spliced from 5 exons. Lineage: Eukaryota; Viridiplantae; Streptophyta; Magnoliopsida; Rosales; Cannabaceae. Bases 886 to 1983 code for a protein of 365 amino acids. The record is from RefSeq and is a predicted model, not a curated record.